Dama dama (fallow deer) is the source of this 2738-nucleotide messenger RNA. RefSeq names its product DIRAS family GTPase 2 (gene DIRAS2). NCBI's taxonomy places the organism in Eukaryota, Metazoa, Chordata, Mammalia, Artiodactyla, Cervidae. Gene Ontology annotation, molecular function: GTPase activity; GTP binding; GDP binding. The record is from RefSeq and is a predicted model, not a curated record. Gene Ontology annotation, biological process: signal transduction. The transcript has 2 exons. Gene Ontology annotation, cellular component: plasma membrane. Bases 169 to 768 code for a protein of 199 amino acids.
GUCACGGCGGCGCGAGGCAGCUCGCGCCCCGCCUACCUGCGGGAGGAGCCCGUAUCCGCACAGCCUGCGCUGCCCGGUCCUAUUCGAGGCGAGCUCAGAAGCAGCUCUGGGAAGAGUUGUGUUCAUCCUCAGGUGCUUCCUAGUUAAUCGUUGGAGCCUGCAAGCAACAUGCCGGAGCAGAGCAAUGAUUACCGGGUGGCCGUGUUCGGCGCAGGUGGUGUUGGCAAGAGCUCUCUCGUCUUGAGGUUUGUGAAAGGCACGUUUCGGGAGAGCUACAUCCCCACCGUGGAAGACACGUACAGGCAGGUCAUCAGCUGUGACAAGAGCAUCUGCACCCUGCAGAUCACGGACACCACGGGCAGUCACCAGUUCCCGGCCAUGCAGCGGCUAUCCAUCUCCAAAGGGCACGCCUUCAUCCUGGUCUACUCCAUCACCAGCCGGCAGUCUCUGGAGGAGCUCAAGCCCAUCUAUGAACAGAUCUGCGAGAUCAAAGGGGACGUGGAGAGCAUCCCCAUCAUGCUGGUGGGGAACAAGUGUGACGAGAGCCCGAACCGCGAAGUGGAGAGCAGCGAGGCCGAGGUGCUGGCCCGCAAGUGGAAGUGCGCCUUCAUGGAGACCUCGGCCAAGCUCAACCUCAAUGUGAAGGAGCUCUUCCAGGAGCUGCUCAACCUGGAGAAGCGCAGGACCGUGAGCCUCCAAAUCGACGGGAAAAAGAGCAAGCAGCAGAAAAGGAAAGAGAAGCUCAAGGGAAAGUGCGUGGUGAUGUGAACUGCCCUCCCGUGGGAGCAACGGUUGUGUUUCCCCUCUCCGCCCCUCCCCGUCCCACGUGACACCCCCCGUCGUCAGGGUAGCAUGUCAGACGCCCACGUGUUAAAUAGUGCAUUUUGACUGAGACGUGCCCAACUGUCCUCAGAGGGCAUUUCACACCACCACCGAUAAGCACCCCCUCUCCAGAAUCAGGGAAUCUGACGGAUGCUUAAAAUGAAAACCAACACGCUCGGCAUCGCAGGGAACCCAAAGGGACAUCAGCCAUUUCUGGAGGCAUCCUUGGCCCUCAGGAGGCAGGAAGGCUCCUGUCUGCCGAAGGAGAGUGUGCUCUGCUGACAGCAGGAGGUACCAUCUGGAUACACGUGAGAGCACAUUAACCCAGAGCUGCAGCCACCACCCCCCAGACCAGGCGUCCCCUCUGCUCCGAAGCCUGUGACAUCCCUGGGGGAUGGGACGGGCAGGAGGAGGCGAGAAGACCAGGCCAAAGUUGUUCCCUUCUAUGGUUCUUUAACUGAAUUCAAAAUAAUACAGCUGACCUGUGAGCCUUGCCACUCUGAGGGGAUGUCCUCACUAACCUAGUUAUUAGCAGGUAUCAUUUCAACCUUUUAGAGUAUUUCUUUUCACAUACAAUGGUGAAUUCACUAAGAAUGUGCCACUGUCAGAAAUUCUUCAAUUUCCAUUUGAAACGUUUGUGUGAGGAUAUUGUGACAACUGAAACAUCACAAUAAUACUUUUGUGUGUGAUAUUUUGAGAGUUUUAGAAAUGAGAAGUUUCCUUCCUUUGACCCAUGAGGGGUAUAACUCUUCCAGCCCUUAGAUUUUAAAUAAAACCAAUCAAAGUAGCUAUUUUUUAGACAUUUUUUGUCCUCCAACAUGAUCUUUUUUUCAAUAACUUGCUCUAUCUCCAACUGAGUAACAGACAAUAAAGGCCCUCUGAAGACCAGAAGCACAUUCAUUUUCUAACAGACAGGGACACGUUUGUGCCAUACUUUGCACCUUAUUGAAACACUUUGAGACAGAAGUUGUUCACCGUGUUUUUGAUGAUUAUCUCUAACAAGUAUAUUCCUGGAAAAUGAGUUCAAGUAAUCGAUUAUGGUGCAUGUUCCUUUAGAAAUUGUCUUCUAAGAGCUGGCCAAUGCUGGGUUCACUCGAAACAAUCUCAUCUGCAUCCUUACACCACUGCUGGUUGCUGCAUGCUGGCUGGAGACAGGUCGGGCAGGCCUCUGUCACUGGCAGGGCACAGCCUACUCAGCUAAUUCUUCUGCUGGCAUCUUCAAGCAUUCUUCAAGGCUGCUUUGGAGCUGCUUCCUGGAAAUUCCCACUGACAGAGCCUGUAAGUGUUCCUCUUGGUUCCAGUCUGCAUCCCACUCUGGCUUCCUCUGCAAUGUUCCCUUGCAGAACACCUUCCUGUCGCCUGCCUGGCAGGCAGAGUGAGUGCUGCCCUCAGGCUUGUGCAGGGAUGCUUCCAGUCUGCUGGGCAGCGGUGUUAGCUGGUACUGAGUGGUCAAAUUCAGGACCUUUAUGGAUGCCACUCUCUCCUGCACUUUCUGUUUUUCCUGCCCCUCCUGCUGUGGCCACUUCUGGGCAGCUCUGUGCUCUCAACAGAUCCUAAAUUCCCCCUUUUGGUUUAAUUUUUUUGCCUUCCUCUCAUCCCCUCUGCUCUGCUAAUAACUCAUCUUUGUGAUGUAUUUAGUUUGUAGGAGGCACUUUGCAAGCCAUUGGCUCCAUGGUCUGCCCACCACUCUGGCCUCCUAGAAUACAACUUGGGCAGGGAGGGUAGAGAUGGCUGGCCUGGCUGCCAGUGGGGAUCAGGGAAACCCAGAACUCCUGGUCCAGAACCAAGUCCCUCUCCAAGUCCUAACAGCCAUACCUUCUGCUGGGCUCCUGUUCCACGUGACUGUUUCACAACCUUCACAGUGAGAUCUCAUUGUUGAAUUUUCUAGAACAUUUGCUUUUCAACUUGUCCGCCUC